AUGCACAAGAUCUCCAAUUUUACGGGCCAGGCCCGUCAUGGCUGGGAGCGGAUGACGCCUACCUUUGGCAUGUCUAGACCUCAUACUGACAUGACCUCCCACACUCUUCGGCGGCCGCAUGGCGCUCCUCCCAUGACUCCUCCCACCGGAAUUGAUCCCACGGUCAACCUGUCUUUCAAUGUCCCAUUCUCCUCUACCCUCGCCGGCCCCGAUAUCGAUGAUGUGAUUCAUGCGAGUCCCGGCGCCCUUCAGCGCUGGUCUUUUCCUGAAGGCACCCCGGAAGGAACCCCGGUCUACAACCUACCCGUCCACGCCAACAACGUCGAAUCUCUUCGCAGAUUAUGCCGUCAGAUUACGGAGUCCAGUAACGGUCGCGUUGAAGCGGCGGUUACAUCUUCAGAACCCAAGUCGGUUCCCUCAUUGCAGAGACGACCUCAAGGCUUGGUGACCAACGUCUGCAUCACGGGUGACGGAGAGACUGUGCGCAAGAUGCGGGCAAAAAUUCUCAAUGAGACACCCAUCCUACUGCGCUGCGCGACCGUCGAUGUGGACAUACAUCUCAUUAUGGAUGGAUCGACCAAGGGCGUUCGAUCGAGUGUUCUGGAACACCUGGAUACCUUGGCUGCCUACACGGGCACCGACAUCUUCCUACUGAGCCCCAAGUUUCGUGAUUCGGACAGUUCGGUGGUUUCAUCCUAUGGAUACGCUUCGGACAAUGGGCUGGAUCAUCGGUUCCGGGUUUCCAUCUACGGUGACAUGGAGAGUGCUGAGCAUGCCAAGACCAGAGUUUUGAUCAUGAUUGACCAAAUUCUGAAACGUCAUGUGGAUGCCAUGAGAUUGGAGUUGACCAUGCAUACUUUGGUCUGCGGUCGGACGCGCAAGAACAUCAAGCUCAUCGAAGCGGCUACCGGCACGGCAAUUUACUUCCCCCCACCCUUCCCACGGAUUUUCGGCUACACCCCUCCAGGCGCCCAUCGCCGCAGUGAAGAUGAGGUGUACAUUACGGGUGAUACCCAGGAACAGAUUGCUCGUGCCAAACAGAAGUUGCGGGAGUUGGUGAUGGGAGUCAAGAUCUACGUCAAGGAUGUCAUCGUCAAUUCCAACAAGAUUGACAACAUUCUGCUUGACCGCCUCGACAAGGUCCGGAAGGUGAUGGAAAUGAACGGCUCCUAUGUUCUCUUCCCGCAACUCGGCAGCCAACGGGGCCUUGUGCGUAUCCAGGGCACCGAGGUUCUGCACGUUGAGCGCACUGUGCGGGAAAUAAUGGCUCUGGCCGGUCAAUUCUACAGUGCUUCAUGGUGGAUCAUCAUGCCUGACCCUUCCCAAGGCGGCUUCCGCGCUCCUUCUGCUGCGGACAUCCGCACAAUGUUGUCUGACAUCUGCACCAAUUCGGGCGCCGAAGUCAGCUUUGACAAUCUCACUUUUACCAUUAAUGGGUCGGACGACGCGGUGAAAUCCGCAAUGAUGGUUGUCAAUCAAAUUCCAUUUGUGAAGCGAAGCCAGUACCAAAUGCGCGUCAAGAUCGAGCUUGCAAAUGAGCACAAGGAGUUUGUCAGUGGAAAGAAGAACGGCAAGAUCAAUAAGAUCAUGGGUCAGAGCAACGUUCAAAUCAUAUUCGAUGGCUUCAACGAGUACAACUUCUACAUUGACGUCUGUGGCAAUCAAUAUGAGUCCACGAAGAACGGUCUUGAUCUUGUUGAGCAGGAAAUGCCUGCUUCGAUCUCUUUCCAUGUGCCGGAUCAGUACCACAAGCGGAUCAUCGGAAUCGGCGGACAGCACAUUCAACGCAUCAUGAAGAAGUAUUCCGUCUUCGUCAAAUUCUCCAACGCUAUGGACCGCGGCGGUAUGGGCAAGGAAGAUGAUGACAUCAAGGUUGACAAUGUCAUCUGCCGGACGCCAGCUCGUAAUGCCCAGUCGCUCGAUCUGGUCAAGCAGGAAAUCAUGGACAUGGUUGAGAAAGUUGAUGCCGAAUACGUUUCUGAGCGUGUUGUCAUCAAUCGUUUGUAUCACCGUGAACUGCUUGCCCGCAUGACCGAGAUCGAUGAGCUUGAGAAAAAGUGGAAUUGCAAGAUCGAGUUCCCUAGCACAGAGCUCGCUAGCGAUGUCGUAACUAUUUCUGGGCCCGAGUAUCAGGUCCCUCAGGCUGUUGAUGCCUUGCUGGGAAUGGUGCCAGAGAGUCACGAACUUCUUUUCCAGAGCUCUCAGGAGUUGCGUGACUUCUUCAAAUCUCCCGAAUUCCGCGAAGAUGUCUGCUGCAAAUUGAAAGAGCAAUACGAAGUCGAUACUUCGGUGGACGCAAACCCCGAAUCGCCAAUCUCGGAGACCGGUUCGGCUUCCUCGACCUUCGCUCCCGAGGACCGUGUUGUGCUCGGGUACACGCGCAAUAACGCCGGUGGCCUCAAGGAUGCCAUCGAUUUCUUGAUCUCCCGGCUUGUCGCCCAUGGCCUUGAUGCGACCACGGUCAAGGGUGCGAUCCCGCGCCCCAAGUCCGACUCGUUUGAAGAGUCCCUCCCGUUCUUCGACUCGAAGCUAUUGCAGCAUGCUCCCACGCCCAUUGUUACCGACUCCCCCACCCGGCCCAAUUUUCCCGAUGAGACGAGCGAACGAGGAUCGAUUUUCGAGAGGCUUCGGAAGCCCGGCAGCAUCUCCUCGUUUUCUUCUUUCAUUGGUCGUAAGAAUCAUUCGGCCUCUCCCGGUUCGUUCUUCAAACACGCAUCUAGCAACGCGUCAAAGGCCUCUCUUGUUUCUAUGGAGUCCCGAGACAGUGGCUACCGCAACCCAUGGAAUGACUCGGGUGUGAAUCUGCCGGAGGACGACUUACCUGUCCUUGGCAGUUCCCACAGCCACAGCAACAGCACAAACGGUUGGCCAGCACGUUUUGAUACCAAAUUUCCGUUCGGUACCGCGCCGGGCGACAUGACUCCCAAGCAUGAUCCCCGCGCAUCUUUUGAUAGUGGUCGUCCUAGUACUUCCAAUUCUACUUCUGGAUACCCGGCUCCUAUUGGGCCACCGCGUUAA
This is a messenger RNA of Aspergillus fischeri NRRL 181, 3018 nucleotides long. RefSeq names its product KH domain protein. Lineage: Eukaryota; Fungi; Ascomycota; Eurotiomycetes; Eurotiales; Aspergillaceae. The coding region runs from base 1 to 3018 and encodes 1005 amino acids. The transcript is spliced from 6 exons. The record is from RefSeq and is a predicted model, not a curated record. Gene Ontology annotation, molecular function: mRNA binding. Gene Ontology annotation, cellular component: nucleus; cytoplasm. Gene Ontology annotation, biological process: nuclear division.